This is a messenger RNA of Pelodiscus sinensis (Chinese soft-shelled turtle), 4192 nucleotides long. The record is from RefSeq and is a predicted model, not a curated record. Lineage: Eukaryota; Metazoa; Chordata; Testudines; Trionychidae.
UUCUUCUCGUUCCUGCAUCUCAUUGAAGGCAAGAGCAGGCGAAGGAAAAAGACGCCCCUGUGGAGAACUGAAAGGUCUUUGUUGUGCUACAGCUUUUACCCACACUGAGAGAGGCCCACUGAGCCGGGAAGAUGCGUGAGUACACAGAGAAGAAGGAGACGUGCGGCACGAUCUGCCUCAAAUACCUGCUCUUCAUCUUUAACUUCUUCUUCUGGCUGGCAGGCGGGGCCGUGAUGGCAGUGGGCAUCUGGACCCUGGCUGAGAAGAGCGACUACAUCAGUCUCCUGUCCUCCAACACGUACAUGGCAACCACCUACAUCCUGAUAGUGGCGGGGAUCGUCGUCAUGGUUACUGGCGUCCUCGGGUGCUGCGCCACCUUCAAAGAGCGACGGAACCUGCUGAGAGUGUACUUCAUAUUGCUCCUGUGCAUUUUCCUGCUUGAGAUCAUUGCUGGAAUCCUGGCCUAUAUCUACUACCAACAGUUCUUCCCCGUGAGCCCACAGCUGAGUUUGGAGCUGAAGCAAAACCUCAAGGAGACCAUGACCAAGAAGUACCGGCAGGAAGGUGAGGAGAGUGUGACCAGUGCGGUGGACAAACUGCAGCAGGAGUUCAAGUGCUGCGGCAGCAAUAAUGCUACAGACUGGAGUGAGAGCUUGUGGAUCAAAUCCGGGGAAGCUGGAGGGCGGAAAUUCCCAGACAGCUGUUGUAAGACGAUAACAGAUUUGUGUGGCCGGAGAGACCAUCCUUCCAACAUCUACAAGGAGGGUGGCUGCAUCACUAAGCUGGAAAAUUUCAUCCAGGAACACUUGAAGAUUAUUGGAGCGGUGGGGAUUGGCAUUGCUUGCGUUCAGAUCUUUGGGAUGAUCUUCACCUGCUGCUUGUACAAGAGUUUAAAGUCGGAGCCUUACUAGGAGCACCAGGAAAUCCAUCAGCUCCCCCUUCUCCACCAACCCCCUCAAUGCCACCAACCUCACCAGCUUCCACCCAGCCGCACAGAAACACCAGUAACCUGAGGACUUGCCUUCCUAAUGAAAUGACUCUUGGAGCAUCCAGCAUUUACCCUGCCUCUGCCAGAGAAGGCCGCUCUCCGUGGGGGGAUGGCCAGGAUGGCCAGAAGUUCAGUGGGUUUCCCAUGUGUCCUAGAGCGACUGAGUUGUGGAUUCCUCUCUGCCAGAAGCUUUACCAGACCAGGUCCAUGUUGUAACCUCAAAGGGAGACCAAUGGGGCCCAGCCAUUGAGGUGUCCAGAUUCCACACAAGAACGAUGGCUUGCUCCGGCUGACAGACUGCGCUGACCAUGAGGACGACGAUGACGUCUCUGUGCUGGGCGAGAGCCCGCACCACUUCUCCUCCUAUCCAGAAGGUUCCUUUCAGGCUGGGCCCUAACAGAGGCCCAGACCUGCUCUUGUCAGUUGCUGCCGUCACCUCUCUCCGUCUCUCCAGCAGAAGGAGGACCUGCCACAACUCUGCUCUUGCCUAGGGAUGUGGCUGGUUGGGGUUACACCACGACCUUCCCCUUCUUCCUCAAGGCCUCCCUGCCAUUCACAGCCCAUUGAGAGAACAGCAGCCUUUAGCCUUCAGUGACUGGAGAGGGGGAUGUUCAAUCAUUCUCUGAUUCUCUGUGAUUUUUUUAUUUUUUUUAUUUAGUGGCUUCCCCUGUAAAUGGGAAAAAUUAACCUGCCCCCCUCCCGCAUCUUGGCCUUACAAGGGGUAUAUAUAAUGGGUCCAUGUGAGGAAAGUUCUGUACCUUGCCACAUAUGGCUGUUAAAAUCUUUUUGCCUUUUCAGUUAUGGGAAUGGCUUCCUGGCACAUCCUUCCCCAGAUAAACCCUCUGAGUGAUGAGAUACUCCCCAGCCUUAAAGAUUAAUUCCUGCCCAUGAGAGACAGGUGUGGAGGCUGUAGAGGAAAGGCACUAAGGAUUUUGUACAAGCCUCUCCAGAUCUCAUUAAUCUCUAAUUGUCUCUGAUUAAACCUGCAACCCUGUGUUCUCAUUCCUCUCACCUAAUAACCUGCAGGGGUAGCUUCAUCCCAUUGCAAAAUAUACCUAGUACAUUUGGUAGGACCAGGAGGUGCUAGUUAACUGUCUGGUGGCUGCAGAUUACGAAGUGUAAAUGCAAAGGUGAUUCCACUAGAAUCUGUGGCACUGUCAUAGCAAUAGAUGCCUGUUGCCACCAUAAUCUCCUCUGGUGGCUGUGGACCCUGAUGCCAGCUGAGUGCUAGCCUCAACUCAUGAUAGCUGCUAUGUUGCCCAAGGUGUGUAGCUCUGAACUGCCAAUGCUCCCAAGGGAUAGACCUGGCACACAGGCACCUGCCAGCUUUGGCGCUCACACAAGUCGGUAGGGCUGUGAAAUUGUCAUAGCAACUUUAGAGAUGCAGGAGUGAAAAUUUGGUCCUCGACCAUCCACGUGGGUAAUUAGUUCUGCUGCCAGAUUAAAUCUGGAUUGGCUGCCUUUCUAAAAAAUUGUAUUGAAGCUCAACCCUCAGAGGUGGGUUGGAUGCAGGAGUCACUGAGUGAAGUUCUCUGGCUGAAUUCUGCAGGAGGUUGGACCCGAGGGCCCCUGCUGGCCUUGCCAGCUAGCUCAGUGCUAGAGAGUGGGUGACACGUUCCUGAAGGGAGCAGCGUGGACUAGCGGCUGCAGUAGAGAAAACACCCAUGGGGGUUGAGGGAAAGUGCUUUAAGACAUUCCAGGCCUAGGGGUAUCGGUGAGCUUAGCCUGACAGUUUGGUGCAGGUCACUGGGGUGUUCAACUGCAGCUUCUCUGGCUCCCCUCGAAGCGGGCUGGCUAAUUGGAAGUGUGGGCGGCCGUGUCCUGUCCAGACCUCUGUGGUGCAGGACCCUGGAGUAUAGUCCUUGUGGGAGGGUGGGGCGGAUUCUAGCCACGUUUGUAGAAAUCCAACCUCUCCUUGGGCUGGCACCUGGCUUUUCCUUUCAGAGCCCUCCAAGCACCACGGGGUGAGUGUGAUCCUUGUCCUCCCCAGACACUGCAGUGCUGAUCUGUUUCAACACUAGCCACUCCUGGCUCCUUUCCAUCAUAUGCGCUGUCAGUGACCCCCUCCCACCCUAGGAAACCCCUGUCCACACCCAACACAGAGUCCUAUCCAUGGUGACCUCCACCCCCCUGGAUUCGCUAUGCCACCCAGCAGAGCAGCAGACCGACGGCAUUCGUUGGAGCUGGAUCCUGUGCCCUUCUGUGUCUGAUCUUAAGAUCUCUGUGGUCCUGGUGCUGGAGGGGAGAAAUCACAAGCUACGGGGGCAGGUCAUUUCUCCCCCAUCAGCACCUGCAAAUCCCAUCCCUCACACUGAUUAUGCCCUUCUGCCCCCUCAGCCCCUUCCCCUGGGUGCACAUACUGCCUGAAGUGAUAACUCAGAAGCUCAUGUGGGGGAGGGGGGUGCAGUAAAGUGAAUAAAGCAGGGCUGUGUGGGUUGGUGUUCCUCUGAACCAAGAGUCCCGGCCUAAGAGUGUCCGUGGGCCUCCUGUCAGCGAACAGAGGUGGAGUGUGGGUGGAGAAAGUCAAGACGACAGUACAAGCUGAGUGACUUGUUCUCUUCCUUGGGCUUUUGUUAUGGAGUUUGUCAUGACUCUGGGCACAUACCGAGCCCCACAACCAGACAGUUAACAAUUGUGGAAUCCCCCAGUGUCCCACAGGGCCUGUUACGCCAUCAGGAGUCUCCAUAGAGCAGAGCAUCCUAGUGAGAGAUUAACAGGUGGUGAAGUUUGAAAAAAAAAUCAGGGCAGGUGAAACCCCAAUGUACCAGCAAAGUGAAAUAAUUUUUGAUGUUCCCACAGGCAAAGAGUGUGAGGGAGGGCAUUUGUGCCCCUGGAGUGGUGGACGGGAGGAAAGCGAGCCUAUGUUAUUGCAGAAUGCUCUGUCCAGGAUAAAACUCUAAAUUAUUGCUCAUUUUACACUUCCAUUCCGGAGAAGUUGACUAGUAACAAAAAGGAAAUUACUGUUCUGAGGACAUUGCUUGAGGCGGUAUUUCUAGUUCCUUAAGCAUGUACUGCUGGUUGUCUGUACCCACUCCCUGGAAGACAUGCUCUCCAGAGGGAGGGAGUGGCCAGGCAGAAUGGGCUGGGGUCAAGUCAGUAACCUGUGUCCACGGAGCUGUUUUAUAUUUCUCCCAUGUAAUAUUCAUGCUUUUUUUAAAACUCUGUUUAAGUUGCUGGCCAAUAAAGCUAAAGACUCUCUACUUA